Messenger RNA from Suillus plorans, 945 nucleotides. RefSeq lists its product as uncharacterized. NCBI's taxonomy places the organism in Eukaryota, Fungi, Basidiomycota, Agaricomycetes, Boletales, Suillaceae. Gene Ontology annotation, molecular function: protein-transporting ATPase activity. The transcript is spliced from 15 exons. The coding region runs from base 1 to 945 and encodes 314 amino acids. The record is from RefSeq and is a predicted model, not a curated record. Gene Ontology annotation, biological process: protein secretion. Gene Ontology annotation, cellular component: membrane.
AUGCCUCUAGUCUCGAGCAAUCCUAGUUGGUGGCCACUCAUCAAUGCAGAAAUUAUUGGCAGCUAUUUUGUAGUUGCCGCCUGUGUUAUGGCAAUAUACGAUUGGGGACUUGCGUUCGGACAAGAGGUAGAACUUGUUUGGAGACAACGCUGGUCCAUGAUGACCGUUCUGUAUCUCGUUGCACGGUAUGGUGGAAUAGGGUUUGUUGUGAUCAACAUUUUGCUCGAUGUUCCAACGAUCCCGACAACAGAUGGAGGAUGCCGUAUCAUGUUCGACGCAAUUAAUUGGACAAGUGAUGUUGUAGAUCUAAUACUGGGCGCCAUCAUGAUUACUCGGUUGCAUGCUAUGUAUCAGCGAUCCAGAAAGAUGCUGAUAUUUCUCGUUGUCAUCUUUCUGGCCAUCAGAAUCGCCCUCGUAGUGGUGAUCGUAUUACAGAUAAAGCAGGUUUCAGGGGAGGAAUCCGCUCUCUCCGGCACCUAUCAGUGCAUAUUUAACUAUUCGGGAGAUUCCCAAUUUCUGGGUUCCAUGACUUGGAUACUCGGCACUGCAUGGGAGGUCCUUGCACUGUGUCUCGCGGUCUGGAUCGCUGUAAAGCACUUCCGUGAACUGCGAAGAGACUCAACAAGAAGCAUUAUUGUAGACUGUUUCACGGUAUUAAUGCAAACCCAUGCGAGUUACUUUGCGAGCUUUCUCGCUAUUGCUUGCUUCCAUAUCGGUUCAUUCUCUCCGACGAUCUCAGCUGAUAUAGAAUCCCUGGGCGCUCAAACUUAUUUUGGGUUGGCUCAAAUCUUCGAUAUGGCACAGCUGACUGUGCUAGGACCACGCCUCAUCCUUAGUGUUCGAGAAUAUAACGCUAAGCUUGUGGCUGACUCCGAUAUAGCAACCGCUAUGAGUUCAAUUGCUUUCCAGGAGCGCGUCCAUGUGGAAACUAGCAAUACCGUGUAG